AUGACCAUCACUACCUCAAACAAUUUAUACGUGGUAAGCCAGUGCGGUUUGGGUUCAAGCAAUGGGCUAUCUGUUGUUCACAGACUGGAUAUUGUUUAUCAAACUCAAUUGUAUGAAGGCAAAUCAAAGAAAUUAGGAGAUGAUGAAAGCAUUAGUGGGCUUGGAACAUAUGUUGUCCCUUCAGAUGGUAUCUAUUCUUCAGACACCACAAUGCCUCAUAAAGUUUACUUCGACAGUUUUUUCACGGGAUUUUCUCUGGUGAAAUAUUUGCAGGACAUUGACGUUAGAGAAACAGGAACUGUUCGAUUCAACAGAAUGAACAAACGCCCUAUUGCAACAGACAAAGAGAUAAGGAAAAAAGAACGCGGGGUAUAUGACUACAGAUUUGGUUCCCGUAAUGAAAUUUUAGCUGUCACGUGGAAUGACAACAGUUGUGUAAGGCUUCUGUCUAAUCAUGAAACUAUCGAACCAAUAUCAGAGAUGAAGCAAUGGAGUAGAACAGAGAAGACAGAUAUUCAAGUACCACAAACCAAACUGAUAUCAGAAUAUAACAAAUACAUGGAUUUUAGGAGGAUGGUUGCUAGAGGAUAUCUUGCUUUAUCUUCAGAACUCUCAGAUGCAAAAACGGGUGGAAGGAAUUCUUUCACUAAAGCAUCAAUUAAUCGUGUUCCUACUGUUAUCCGAACAUCUGGUAAUCAUUAUAUUGAACGGACCGAAAAUGGUAAACAAAGAAAAUGUGCAGUGUGCAAAACAAAUGCAAGAAAACAAUGUGGCAAAUGUAAUGUUGGAUUACACGUAGACUGUUUUGAACGCUGGCAUUAA
Messenger RNA from Stegodyphus dumicola, 822 nucleotides. RefSeq names its product piggyBac transposable element-derived protein 3-like. Lineage: Eukaryota; Metazoa; Arthropoda; Arachnida; Araneae; Eresidae. The record is from RefSeq and is a predicted model, not a curated record.